AUGGCGUUGACUCUUGAACAAUUAAAAAUUAAACGCGGUAGUAUAAAAGCAUCGGUGACGAAAUUUGAAACUGCGUUGAGAAAAAUAAACGAUGAUACUGAUUUAUUUUCAUUAGAUUUAGAAGGUCGCUUGAGCAGACAUAACUCCUUAUGGGAAGAAUUUGAUAAUAUUCAAAAACAAAUAGAAGAGUUAUUACCUGGUGAGGAAAACAAGCAAAUUCAUGAAACAGAACAUUUAACUUUUGAAGAUCGGUUUUAUGAAAUUAGCGGGUUAGCAAAAAAAUUCCUUCAAAGACUUGAAUUAUCGACAAGGUCUGUACAAUCUUCCUCGCGUACAAAUUCAGUUCAAAAUUUAGAAUCCCAUGAAAUACCAACUCAAAGACGGACGCACUUCCCUUCUCAUUUCCAACUGCCAAAAAUUGAGACACCUGUUUUUCAUGGUACAUUUGACACAUGGCUUGCAUUUUAUGAUUCUUUUAAGUCGAUGUGCCAUGAUAAUCAGGAUAUUCCAAAUAUCAGUAAAUUUAUGUAUUUAAGAGCAUGUUUGAGAGAUGAAGCAACCGAAGUCAUUGCGUCGCUAGAAACAACUGCUGAUAAUUAUUUGAUUGCUUGGGAACUUUUAAAGAAUCGUUAUGAUAAUCGCAAGUUUAUUGUAGAAAAUCAUAUCAAAACUUUAUUUGAACUUCCCGCACUUUCAAAGGAAUUUACAGCACGCACAUUGCUUGAUAAUUUACAAAAACAUCUUAGAGCAUUAAAGGCAUUAAAUCAACCUGUUGAACAAUGGGACAGUUUAAUUGUUUAUUUAAUUAAACUAAAGUUUAAUAAUUAUAUACGCGAAAGAUGGGAUGAAGCCACGGGAACGACUCAACUUCCCACGGUUAAAGAUUUAAUUUCGUUUUUAGAAAAAAGAUCAGUUAUUGAGGCCAAUCAUUCCACAUUCAAAUCUGUUAAUUCUUCGAAGACUAAUUCCAAACACUCGUCUAACAUUCGAUCUAAUUCAAAACCACCAUCAACAUGUUUAUCAACUACAGUUUCAGGAAAACUGUAA
Molecule: messenger RNA, 1047 nt
Organism: Leptopilina heterotoma
Lineage: Eukaryota; Metazoa; Arthropoda; Insecta; Hymenoptera; Figitidae
Exons: 1
Coding region: 1-1047 (348 amino acids)
Source: RefSeq, a predicted model, not a curated record